AUUAGUUCAACUCCAUAAAACAUCAUCAAACUUCUGACCAGACCCGCCAAUUCCGGCGCUAGCUCUGUAAUAAAUCUCUCUCUAAUUUUCAUCAAUGGGAGACGCAACCCAAAGCCAAUCUUUACUGCCCAAAAGUAUAGCAUAUAACCGUAGCAAAUCUCAUGCGUACGAUGAAUUACGCAGUUUUAGGAGAUGGCUAAAGUGGAUGUGUGUAGAUCAAUCUGAUACUUGGUCUACUUGUCUUUCUUGGUUUGUUUUCAUAGUUUUUACAAUUGUUGUACCUUGUCUCUCCCAUUUCCUUUUGGCUUGUGCCGAUUGUGAUGCCACUCACGAUCGGCCUUAUGACAACGUUGUUCAGUUGUCUCUCAGUGGCGUUGCUGCUCUCUCCUUCAUAUGUCUUUCUGGGUUUGUUAAGAAAUUUGGGCUGCGUAGGUUCUUGUUCCUUGAUAAGCUUUGUGAUGAGAGUGAGACUGUCAGAAAAGGAUACAUGCAACAGCUCCAUAGAUCAUUGAAGAUCCUAUUCAUUUUUGUGCUGCCAUGUUUUGCUGCUGAAAGCAUAUACAAGAUUUGGUGGUACAGUUCAGGUGGAACCCAAAUCCCUUUCUUAGGUAAUGUCAUUGUGAGUGACACUGUCGCGUGCAUUCUGGAGCUGAGCUCCUGGCUUUAUAGAACGACCGUGUUCUUCCUAGUGUGUGUCCUUUUCCGCUUGAUCUGUUACCUUCAGAUUCUCCGAUUACAAGAUUUUGCUCAGGUCUUCCAUGUGGAUUCUGAUGUUGAGUCAGUGUUGAGAGAGCACCUCAGAAUCAGGAGGCACUUAAGGAUCAUUAGCCAUAGGUAUCGUAGGUUUAUCGUGUUGGCAUUGGUAUUCAUCACAGCAAGUCAAUUUGCCUCCCUUUUCAUGAGCACAAGGUCAAGUUCUGAUCUUCAUAUCUACAAGAGUGGCGAACUUGCGCUGUGUUCUGUCAGCCUUCUUGCUGGGCUGUUGAUACUGUUGAGAAGUGCAGUCAGGAUUACACAUAAAGCACAAUCUGUUACAUGCUUAGCAGCCAAGUGGCAUGUGUGUGCAACAAUAGACUCUUUCGAUUCAGUUGAGGGUGAAACUCCUCCAAUUUCUCAAAUAGUCAGCAACCAAGUUUUCCCUGUGAGUUCUCAAGGAUCAUCUGAUGCUGACGAUGUUGGAGAUGAAGAAGAUGAGCUUGACAAUACACAAUUUGUCCCCUCUUAUGCCUAUAGCACUAUCUCAUUCCAGAAAAGGCAGGCACUAGUGACAUACUUUGAGAACAAUAGAGCAGGAGUUACUCUAUAUGGCUUUAUGUUGGACAGAAGUUAUCUUCACACCAUAUUUGGUAUAGAGCUCGCGCUGGUGCUCUGGUUGCUUGGGAAAACUAUUGGCAUUUCUUGAAUCAUUGGGUACAGAAUUGAAAGGGGUUUUUGGUUAUUUACUUGUGCUAUUGUCUAAAGUAUAACAUGUGGAAUGUAGAAUUGUUUUAGAGUGUAACAUAUCCGUUGAGAGCGAGCAUGUAUAGAGUUAUUUGUUUAUUCAAUUUUGAAUGGUAAUCAUAUUUAUUUCCUUGUGUUAUUGGCGAUCUGGAUCAGAUAAUGUUGCUCUUGUACUAGAUCUAUAAGGUGAAACAUGAUGUAAUUUCCAUGUUUUUUUUCAUGCUCUUAUGUUUACAGCGAAAUUUUUGCCGCUUG
Messenger RNA from Nicotiana attenuata, 1695 nucleotides. RefSeq lists its product as uncharacterized. Lineage: Eukaryota; Viridiplantae; Streptophyta; Magnoliopsida; Solanales; Solanaceae. The record is from RefSeq and is a predicted model, not a curated record. Bases 95 to 1402 code for a protein of 435 amino acids. The transcript is spliced from 4 exons.